Molecule: messenger RNA, 1881 nt
Organism: Serpula lacrymans var. lacrymans S7.9
Lineage: Eukaryota; Fungi; Basidiomycota; Agaricomycetes; Boletales; Serpulaceae
Exons: 21
Coding region: 1-1881 (626 amino acids)
Biological process (GO): carbohydrate metabolic process; purine ribonucleoside salvage
Molecular function (GO): phosphopentomutase activity
Source: RefSeq, a predicted model, not a curated record
AUGACGGAUCAAUCACUUGAAGAUCUAGUUAAAGAAUGGUUGAGGCUCGAUAAGAAUUCAUCAACCAGAGCAGAAAUUGAGCAUCUGUGGAAGAACGAUGCUAUAGAGGAGCUAGAAAGACGAAUGAGGCCGCGCAUCGAAUUUGGUACAGCCGGGUUAAGGGGGAAAAUGGAAGCCGGCUGGUCUCGAAUAAAUGACCUUAUCGUCAUUCAAGCAUCACAGGGACUGUGUGCUUAUGUCCUUGAACACGUCGACAACGUCAUCAAUCGAGGUGUGGUUGUUGGGCAUGACCACAGACACAACUCGGAACGAUGGGCCCAGCUAACAGCUGCUGUAUUCAUCGCCAACAACAUCAAAGUUUAUCUCCAUCGAGGUCUCGUACACACCCCACUGGUGCCAUUCACAGUGAAGCGAACACAUGCUGCAUGCGGUAUCAUGAUCACAGCUGAAAGAGAGGCUAUGAUAGCAAGCCACAACCCUAAGCAAGAUAAUGGUUAUAAAGUCUACUGGGAAAACGCAGUCCAAAUAAUCGGACCGCACGACAAGGGCAUUUCAGAUUCAAUCAAAGUCAAUCUCGAGCCUCUCGCAUGGACGACAGACCAGAUUCACGCCAGCGCACUGUGCCUAGAUCGGACACAGGAGAUGGAAGACGAAUAUUUCUCAAGUCUGACAAGCCUCAACAUAUCCAGAUCACUGAAUUCCGCUAGCGAAAUAAAAUAUGUGAAUACCUCUAUGCAUGGUGUCAGUCAUCCAUUCGUGUCCAGGGCCUUUAAAACAUUCGGAUUCGCCCCAUUUAUUCCGGUGAAGGAGCAGCAAGAGCCAGACCCUGAAUUUCCAACUGUAUAUAAUGCUUAUUGUUAUAUCUCAGGAGCCCUCAACUUAAGUCUUGCAACAGCUGAAAAGGAAGACGCCCUCUACGUGCUUGCUCAAGAUCCUGAUUCCGACCGGUUCACAGCGGCAGAGAAAGGACAUGAUGGCGAAUGGUUCACGUUUACGGGAGAUCAACUUGGUGCAUUGUUCGCGGCUCAGGUUCUAGAGCAAUACAAGUACAGUGGCAAGCCUCUGAGUAGACUGGCCAUGGUUGCAUCAACAGUCAGCUCCAAGAUGAUCGAGGCCAUGGCGUCCGUUGAGGGUUUCAAGUUCGUAGAGUGUCUGACAGGCUUCAAGUUCAUCGGUAAUACUGCGCUAGACCUCGUUCGUGUGGGGUAUGAAGUGCCUUUUGGAUACGAGGAAGCCAUUGGUUACAUGUUCGGGUCUGAGAUUCGAGAUAAGGAUGGUGUUGCUGCCACGAUGGUUUUCGCUCAACUUGCAGCAGGGUUACGGCAGCGAGGCCGGACAGUACGAAGUCUCUUAGAAGAGUUAUACGAAAGGUCCGUCUUCGAAUAUACUGGGGUGCCACCUAUGAGUGACGUAUCUAUCGCAGAUAUGGGUACUUUGAGAAAUGGAUUAAAGACGAGAAAUAGCUACUUCAUUUGCACAGAUCCCAAAACCGUCGAAAACAUCUUUGAUAGGAUUCGAUCCUAUGGUCCACAGAUGACUAAAUCUCUCCCUUCGUAUCCGCCUUCGAUUGCGGGACUCACUAUCACUAGUGUAGUAGAUCUGACAGAAGGCCACGGCUACGAUAGUAACACGCUGACUUGCGAACCAGUUCUUCCACUAUCUUCAGGGCAGAUGAUCCAGUUUAGGGCCAAAUCAGACACUGAGGAUGGGACCAAAAUUGUGUUGACAAUAAGAACUAGCGGAACUGAACCAAAGAUCAAGUAUUACUUGGAAGGAAAUGGCAAAAAUGCCAAGGAGGUGGGAAGACUUCUUCCGCUCGUCGUAAGAGAACUGGGAGAGGUGUGGAUGGAAGCAACGAAAAAUGAACUAGGGCAACCGUAA